Messenger RNA from Meloidogyne enterolobii, 486 nucleotides. The record is from the annotation of a GenBank genome assembly. Lineage: Eukaryota; Metazoa; Nematoda; Chromadorea; Rhabditida; Meloidogynidae.
AAUGGCUGAUCAAUUGACUGAAGAACAAAUUGCUGAAUUCAAGGAGGCUUUCUCAUUAUUCGACAAGGACGGCGAUGGUACUAUCACCACAAAAGAGUUGGGGACAGUUAUGCGCUCUCUUGGACAAAAUCCGACAGAAGCCGAAUUGCAAGAUAUGAUUAAUGAAGUGGAUGCUGAUGGUAACGGAACAAUUGACUUUCCUGAAUUCCUUACAAUGAUGGCGCGUAAGAUGAAGGAUACAGACAGCGAAGAGGAAAUUCGAGAGGCUUUCAGAGUCUUCGAUAAAGACGGCAACGGUUUCAUUUCCGCUGCAGAACUUCGCCACGUUAUGACCAAUUUGGGUGAGAAAUUGACUGAUGAAGAAGUGGAUGAAAUGAUUAGGGAAGCAGAUAUUGAUGGGGAUGGACAAGUUAAUUAUGAAGAAUUCGUUACAAUGAUGACUACAAAAUGAGGAUGGGAAGAUAUUGAAGGAAAAAGUUUUUUUAA